AUGCCAAGCAUUGACAGUGUGAAAGUGGCAGUUCGGGUGAGACCUUUCAGUCAGAGGGAGAAGGAUGCAGGAAGCCAGUGCGUGAUUUCUAUGAAUGCUAACAGCACAACCAUAUGCGAUCCUAAGAAUCCAGGACACGUGAAAACUUUUACUUUUGACUUGGCUUACUGGUCUCACAGUGGAUUUCUGAAGGAUGAAGAUGGCAGGCUUGUUUCAACAGGAUCCGAUAACAGAUAUGCAGGCCAGAGAGAGAUCUUUUGUGACCUUGGUCAAGGAGUUCUGGACAGUGCCUGGCAAGGUUAUAAUGCUACUCUUUUAGCAUAUGGUCAGACUGGUUCAGGGAAAAGCUAUUCUAUGAUUGGAUGUGGUGCAGACAGAGGAAUAAUUCCAAUUGUGUGCGAAGAACUCUUCAAAGCAAUUCAGAAUCAGGAACAAAACAAGCAAUACCAGGUUACUUUCAGCAUGCUGGAAAUUUAUAAUGAGCAGGUCAUUGAUUUACUGUCUAAAACUAAGAAACGUGGUGGACUUAAAGUGAGAGAAGACCACCAACAAGGCUUUUAUGUGGAUGGUUUGAAACAGGUGCCUUGUGACAGCUAUGCACAAAUUGAGAGGUUAAUGGAGCAAGGAACUAAAAUAAGAACCACAGCUUCAACCAGCAUGAAUGUUACCAGCAGUCGAUCUCACGUGGUCAUCACCAUCCAGUUCAAACAGAUUUUCCUAGAUGAAGAGAUUACCAAACAAUCUGUUAUAAAUCUGGUGGACUUGGCAGGAAGUGAAAGACAGAAAUCUUCAGGAUCCGAAGGAGAUAGACUGAGAGAAGGGACACAUGUAAACCUAAGCCUCACCAUGUUAGGCAAUGUCAUCAGUGCUCUGGCUGAGAUGGCUGUGGGAAAGAAGGUGUUACAUAUCCCGUACAGAGACUCAGUUCUAACAAAACUCCUGCAGUCUGCUCUGGGAGGAAACAGCAAGACUAUCAUGAUUGCAGCCAUAAGUCCAGCAGACAUGUGUUAUGAAGAGACUUUAUCAACGUUACGCUAUGCUGAGAGAACAAAAAAGAUUAAGAACAAGGCAGUGAUAAAUGCAAGUCCAACUGAGAAGCUUAUAAGAGAACUGAAAGCAGAAAAUAACAAGCUGUUGUCUAGACUGGCUGGGCUUACAAACUCAGGAAAAGCAGUAGCAGCUGAAACAAAAGAGCUGCAAUGUUUGCUGGCUGAAAAUGAACGGCACGCUCAAACUAUUCAGGUAACCUGGGAAUCUCAGUUAGAAGAAGCUCGAAAAGAAUGGGAACAGCAUUAUGCUGCAAUUACUCAAGAGAGAAGGAUGAUGGAGACAUUCCCUUAUCUCUUAAAUAUCAAUGAAGAUCCACAGCUUUCUGGGGUACUCAAGCACUUCAUUCAGGAUGGUGCAAGUGAUGUUGGUCAGUCAGCCUCAAAUGCAAUAGUCCUUAAAGGUCUGGGCAUUAUGGACAAGCAAGCUACGUUUACAAACACUGAUGGCAAAGUCGCCAUAACACCCUGGGAUAAGAGCACAGUCAUUGUUAACGGGGUGCCUGUCACUGUGAAAAUUAAACUGCAGCAUUUGGACCGUAUUAUUUUGGGGUCAAACAGUGCUUACCUCUACAUUGGACCUCCUGCAGAACGCACCAAUGAAGAUUUGCUGAGAUAUGAUUAUGAUUUCUUUCAGUCAGAGCUGGCAGCUGCAGGUGGCUUUAGCGUAGAUAAGCUUGGUGUUGUUAGUAAUAAGGAUGGCAAACCAGACCCCAGUGUUCUUGCAGUAUUCCAUGAUUAUAUCAAGCUGAUGCCUUUGGUUGCAGAAGCCAAUCAGAUGAGUGAGGAGCUGAAAAAGGAUCUCAAGUUUGAAUUGAAGGUGAAAAAUCUAGCAUCUUCAGAUUCCAGAGGUUAUGAUCUGCAAAAGGAAAUAAUAGUAAAAGUGAUGCACAAAAUUACUAAGCAGGUAUGGGUGUGGUCAAAGGCCAAGUUCAUCAACAGGAAAUUCUUAAUGGAGGAACUUUAUCAGCACUUUCUAGAUGGAGAGGACAUGCAUGUGGAGCAAGACAGUGAUCCAUUUUGGGAUCCUGUUGAGGUUAUUCAUUUAGGAUCUGCUCACAUUUGGCUUCAGUCACUCGCUUACUGCAUGAAGCUGGAAGAACAAACGGAGCUUCUGAACUUCGAAGGGCAGGAGGAGGCCGUUGUACUUAUAAACGUAGUGCCGUGUUCCAGUGAUGGAAGAGCCUUUGAAGAGGAUGAUAUGGUCAUUGACCCUUUGGAGUUGCUGGGAAGGCAGAUUGAUUUCCAGAUUCACAUUGUGCAGUGUCUUGGAGUCAGAUGGCUGAGAGACGUCCCUGACAGGGGGAUUCAGAUUGGGUACAGAUUUUAUGACCUUCCACGAUCUGUGUACACCAAGCCUGUCUGGAAAAAUGUGAAUCCAAAGAUAGAAGAGAGAACACGUUUCUCAGCCUUCACUGUAUCCCAUGAUUUUUUGAAUUAUUUACAGAAAAAUGCUUUAAUUGUUGAUCUCUGGGGCCUUCAAGAAGGGUGCACAGAGCUAGACUGUUCCCUCCAAGGCUGCAGUGUCACAAGUGAGGGCACCAUUAUUGUCGAUAGCCCAAAAGAUUUGAAUGCAUAUGAUGUUAGUUUGGAUGCACCAAACCAAAUGUCCAAACUCUACAUGAAGCUACUGAAGCUGGAACAAGAAACUGAGCUUCUGAGGGAUAUUAACAGAGCUCUAAGGGAAGAAAAUAUUUUUCUUAAGGAGCAGCUGAAGAAAUGGGACACAGGACACCAUGAAAGUAAGAAUAUGAAGCCACCUCACAAAUGGACUAUUAAGAUGACAAAACUACCUCUCUCAUCAGAAGGAACUGACCAGCUGUGCUGUCACCGGACCAGCUAUGACAGUGAAUUUGCUAAAGCUCUUAAGGUCUUCUAUCAAAAUAUGAAUGUAGUGGAAGAUAACUUACAGAUGCUGCGUCUUUUUACAGAGAGACAGUCAUGUAUGUUAAAAGAUUUUGGGGAGCAACUUGAAUCUAGCACAUGCAAGUUGAAAAAUGAUGUUGCUCUUAUAGUUAAGAAGAAGAGAGAGAGUAUAGCAUACAGCAAGCAUUGA
Alligator sinensis (Chinese alligator) is the source of this 3102-nucleotide messenger RNA. RefSeq names its product kinesin-like protein KIF28P. Gene Ontology annotation, cellular component: microtubule; kinesin complex. The transcript has 23 exons. The record is from RefSeq and is a predicted model, not a curated record. NCBI's taxonomy places the organism in Eukaryota, Metazoa, Chordata, Crocodylia, Alligatoridae. The coding region runs from base 1 to 3102 and encodes 1033 amino acids. Gene Ontology annotation, molecular function: ATP binding; microtubule motor activity; microtubule binding. Gene Ontology annotation, biological process: microtubule-based movement; cytoskeleton-dependent intracellular transport.